AUGGAAAGUGAUACAGAUGUGGUCGUACUGGUUAAUGGAGAGUUGCGUAUACAGACAAACGGACAACAUGAAGAAGAUGAGACAGCGGUGCAACAAGCCAAAAGAAGGUAUAAACGUGAAUGGGUGAAAUUUGCAACACCCUGCAGAGAAGGAGAAGACAACUCAAAAAGAAACCCAAUUGCCAAAAUUACUUCAGAUUUCCAGGCAACCCAGAAAAUUACCUACAAAAUUUCUGGGGUAGGAAUUGACCAGCCCCCUUUGGGAAUCUUCGUGAUUGACAAAAAUACUGGAGAAAUUAACAUAACAGCCAUAGUUGAUCGUGAGGAAACCCCAGGCUUCCUGAUCACAUGUCGAGCUCUAAAUUACUUAGGCCAAGAUGUAGAGAAACCACUUAUAUUAACAGUAAAAAUUUUAGAUAUCAAUGAUAAUGCUCCGGUAUUUUCACAAAGCAUUUUCACAGGUGAAAUUGAAGAAAAUAGUGCUUCAAACUCACUGGUGAUGGUAUUAAAUGCCACAGAUGCAGAUGAACCAAACCAUUUGAACUCUAAAAUUGCCUUCAAAAUCAUCUCUCAGGAACCUGCAGGCCAACCCAUGUUCCUCCUCAGCAGAAACACUGGGGAAGUCCGUACCGUGACCAGUUCUCUUGAUCGGGAGCAAGUUAGCAGUUAUCAUCUGAUUGUGAGUGGUGCAGACAAAGAUGGAGAAGGACUAUCAACGCAAUGUGAAUGUAGGAUUAAAGUGAAAGAUGUCAAUGAUAAUUUCCCAGUGCUUAAAGAAUCUCAGUAUUCAGCACGCAUUGAAGAAAAUACAUUAAGUUCUGAAUUACUUCGAUUUCAAGUAAUAGACUUGGAUGAAGAGUUCACAGAUAAUUGGCAUGCAGUAUAUUUCUUUACCUCUGGAAAUGAAGGAAAUUGGUUUGAAAUACAAACUGAUCCCAGAACUAAUGAAGGCAUCCUGAAGGUGAUUAAGGCUCUAGAUUAUGAACAACUACAAAAUGUACAAUUUGGUAUCGCCGUCAAAAACAAAGCUGAAUUUCACCAGUCAAUAAUUUCUCAGUAUCGAGUCCAGUCAACCAUGGUCACAAUUCAGGUAGUAAAUGUGAGAGAAGGACUUAUAUUCCGUCCCGCUUCGAAGACAUUCACUGUGCAGAAAGGCAUAAGUAUUAAAAAAUUGGUCAAUUAUGUCCUGGGAACGUAUCAAGCCAUCGAUGAAGACACUGGGAAGGCUGCUUCAUUUGUCAGAUGCUAUGUUUUCACUUCUGAAAAUAACCAAUAUAUUUUCUCAUGGGAAGACACACUAACUUAGCUACAUAAAAGAGAAACUUAAAAUUUUAAUUUGUUCUGUGUAUUUCUUUAACUCUAAAGUGUUAUUCUUACAGAAAACACGGGUAAGACUUCUACAGGCACCAUUUACGUUGAAGUACCCAGUUAUAAUGAAAAUUGUCCAACCAUUGUCCUCGACAAGAAAGCAAUUUGUACUUCAUCACCUACAGCUGUUGUCUCAGCUAGCGUACUGGACAAGGAUAAAUAUACUGGUCCCUACACAUUUUCGCUGGAGGAGCAACCUUUAAAAUUGCCAGCUGUGUGGAGAAUCACAACACUAAAUGCUACCUCAGCAGUGCUAAGAGCCCAGCAACAGUUAUCUCCUGGACAGUACAGAAUCUCUCUCACAGUUACAGACAGAGACGACAGGCAGUGCGAGACACCAGACAGCUUCACUCUGGAAGUCUGUCAGUGUGACAACAGGGAUGUCUGCGGAACUUUUUACCCAAGCGGAAGCCCUCAUCCAUAUACAAAUCAAUCAUCAGUGAGGCUGGGGCCUGCCGCCAUCGGCCUGAUCAUCCUUGGUCUUCUGCUGUUGCUCUUGAUUCCCCUUCUGCUGUUGAUCUGUGACUGUGGGAAGCAUGGGAAAGGGGGAGUGACAGGCGGAUUUAUUCCCGUUCCUGAUUGUUCAGAGGGAACAAUCCAUCGGUGGCAAAUUGAAGGAGCCCGACCUCAAGACAAAGAAAUCACAAAUAUUUGUGUGCCACCUAUAACAGCCAAUGGAGUCGAAUUCACGGAAAACUCUGAAGUUUGUACAAAUACAUAUGCAGGAGGGACGGUGGCAGAAGGAGCUUCAGGAAUGGAACUGAUCACAAGGCCUGGAGCAGCUACGGGAUCUGGAGUUGGUGGGGGAUUUGCAACAGGAACAGUGUGUGGAGCUAGAGCUACUGCAGGAUUUGGCAUCUGCUCUGAAGGACACUCUGGAACAAUGAGAACAAGGCAUUCCACUGGAGGAACCAAUAGGGGCCAUGCAGAAGAAGCAACGGGCAUGAACUUCUUGGACUCCUACUUUUCCCAGAAAGCAUUUGCCUGUGCAGAGGAGCAUGAUGGCCAGGAAGCAAAUGACUGCUUGUUGAUCUACGAUAAUGAAGGAAUGGAAGCCCCAGAUUCUCCUGUGGGCUCCCUGGGUUGUUGCAGUUUCAUUGGCGAUGACCUGGAUGACAGCUUCUUGGACUCAUUAGGCCCCAAAUUUAAAAAGCUUGCAGAGAUAAGCCUAGGUGUUGAUGACGAAGCCAAACAACCUCAGCUACCCACCAAAGCAAGUGGUUUUGGGACUGACUCCUGUGGCCGUUCAGUAGAAGGCCAGCAGUCAGGAUCUGUCAGGUGCCAGACUUUGCAAGGCAGUCAAGGAGUUGCUGCUUUGUCUGCUUCUGGGUCUGUCCUCCAACCAGCCAUUUCCAUCCCUGACCCUUUGCAACAUGGUAACUAUGUGGUAACCGAGACUUACUCAGCUUCUGGUUCCUUCGUGCAACCUUCCAUUGCAGUCUUUGAUCCACUUCUCACACAAAAUGUAAUAGUGACAGAAAGAGUAAUCUGUCCCACUGCUAGUGUUCCUGGCAACCUACAGGGUCCACCCGAGUUACGAGGGUCACGUAACAUGAUCCAUACCGAAGAUCCUUGUCCCCGUUUGAUAUAA
This is a messenger RNA of Trichechus manatus latirostris (Florida manatee), 2958 nucleotides long. RefSeq names its product desmoglein 3 (gene DSG3). The transcript has 15 exons. NCBI's taxonomy places the organism in Eukaryota, Metazoa, Chordata, Mammalia, Sirenia, Trichechidae. Gene Ontology annotation, molecular function: calcium ion binding. The record is from RefSeq and is a predicted model, not a curated record. Gene Ontology annotation, biological process: homophilic cell-cell adhesion. Gene Ontology annotation, cellular component: desmosome; plasma membrane.